Cladocopium goreaui is the source of this 960-nucleotide messenger RNA. The record is from the annotation of a GenBank genome assembly. NCBI's taxonomy places the organism in Eukaryota, Dinophyceae, Suessiales, Symbiodiniaceae.
AUGGCCCAUGCGCGGUACAUGCGGUUCUCACGCUCACUGCAAAGUCCAAGGACACCUCCAGAGGUUCGACGAGCCGGACGUGCAGCAUUUCGGGACUCCGGAAUGUUGCAGGUGUUGCUGGAGCAGUGGACAAGCUGCGCUGGGGUUUGGACAGAGAGUGAAUUUUACAUCCAAGUAAAAGAGAAGCGUAAGAACCGUUCCUAUGGCUCGCGGCGAUGGAUGACCCGCAUGGAAAUCGUCGCCAAAUUUGGGAGCACACAAGUGGCAGACCAAAUUAUCUCUGCCAAGACCUUGGACGCAGAGGAGACUCGCCAGUAUCUCAUUUGGGAUCGCGAAGGUGAGGAAACAACGGUGGACCAUGUGACCACAACACUCUUUCAGGCUGCUGAAAAGGAUGAGGACGAGAAGACCAGGGGCAGGUCAAGGGUGAGAAGCCGCAAAGGGAGGAAGCAUGACAAGAAACAUGGCAAGGGAAAGAAAUCAAGAGGUAAGAAGAAGAAGCGUUCCACAUCGUCGACCAGCGAUUCAAGUGGUACCAGCAGCUCGGACAAGCCAAGCAGUGAAUCAGAAGAGAAAGAGGCCCAGCAACAACAUGGCACCCCAGCUUGGCAAUCCCUAGCAGACUUAGUUUCCAAACGUCUCACCGCUAGCAAAUGGCAGGCCAAAGGGAAGAAAGCAUCAAAGAAGAAAGCCACGAAGAGAGGCAAAGGUAAGAAAAGAGGAAAAAGUUCAAAGUCAAGUGACAGCUCUGGCCAGGCAGGGAGGAAGAAGAGAAAGGAAGAAACAGAAGAGCAGAAAUUGAAGCGUGAACAGAAGGAACAGGAGGCUCAGCAAAAAAAAGAGAUGAGGGAACAGGAGAAGGAAAGGGAGAAGGAAAAGAAAGCGAUUGAGAAGACCAAAAAUGAUGCUUUCAAAAAGGAUCUGCGGAAAGGAAACCAGGCUGGGAUCAUUUCUACAUAA